Molecule: messenger RNA, 1365 nt
Organism: Zasmidium cellare ATCC 36951
Lineage: Eukaryota; Fungi; Ascomycota; Dothideomycetes; Mycosphaerellales; Mycosphaerellaceae
Exons: 3
Biological process (GO): transmembrane transport
Cellular component (GO): membrane
Molecular function (GO): transmembrane transporter activity
Source: RefSeq, a predicted model, not a curated record
AUCACCACUCUCAUCAUCGCCUGCAACCUCAUUCAAUUCAUCUCCAACGCAGUCGGCAUAGUCGCUGGUCUGACCAUCGGCAAACAACUCGGCAUCGAUGGCGGACCCUCGCAAGCCAACUGGAUGGCUGCUUCAUACUCUUUAACGCAGGGGACGUUUGUUCUGGUUGCUGGUCGGCUCGGUGCAAUCUACGGUCACAACAGCAUCUUGCUGAUAGGCAGCGCAAUCUUUACCGUGUUUUCUCUUGCCAACGGCUUCUGCGAGGACUACGUGAGCUUCGCCAGUGUGAGAGCCUUGACUGGAAUUGGAGGAGCCCUGAUCAUGCCGAGCGCUGUUGCGAUGCUCUCCAUUACGACUCCUCCAGGAAAGCUACGGAACUUCUGCAUCGGGCUCUUCGCGGCCUCAGCUCCCCUGGGAGGCUGGUUAGGAGCAUUGCUAGCCGGGAUCUUUAGUGAUUGGAGAUGGAUCUUCUGGCUGAUGACAAUCAUGAUGGCAGUGGUCACUGGCGUUCUAUUCUUCAUCCUGCCAAAAGAGCAGCCAGUCGAUCCCAAGGGUCGGAUAGACUACGUUGGGGCAUUCCUAGGCGUUGCAAGCCUGAUCAUGUUCAACUUCGUCUGGAAUCAAGCUCCAACAGCUGGGUGGGACACCUCCUACAUCAUAAUCAUCCUUGUGGCCUCGGUCGCAUCCUUCACACUAUUCAUCAUGUGGGAGAGAAAGUUCGCCUCCGAGCCCAUAAUGCCCCUCUCCAUCUUCAAGACCCCGACGUUCUCAGCCCUCGCCACAGUUGUCAUGCUGAGCUACAUGGCCUUUGCAAUCAGCUUGUGGUACAUGGUCGCCUGGCAACAACUCCUACGACUCUGGACACCGAUGCAGAUUGCUAUCGGCUGGAUACCCUUCGCCAUUGGUUCAGUCGGCUCAACAUUCCUUGCAGCCUGGUUGAUUCCACGCCUCGCCGCUCAGUGGAUAGUGGUCUUGGGAGCAAGCUGCAUCGCCGUAUCCAACUUGCUGUUGGCCACCAUGCCGGAGCAUCAGACGUACUGGGCUCAGACUUUCCCGGCGAUACUCAUCGGCAGUCUAUGUCCGGACUUUGUCUUCACGGCAGCCCAGAUCAUCGCUUGCAACAGCGUGAGUCGACGCGAACAAGGAGUUGCGGCAAGUCUGAUUGGCACUCUAAAUCUCUACAGCUGCAGUCUGGGUCUUGGUUUUGCUGGGACGAUCGAGAGCCAGAUCGAUCUCAGUACGACAGAUUCGACGAAAGGAUAUCGAGCCGCUUUAUACUUUGGAGCUGCCAUAGCUGCAGUAGCCGUGGCGGUGAGCUCAGUCUUUGUCAGAGUACCGGAGGACAAGAGGGAAGGGUGGAAUGAG